UUGACAGAGCAGCGGGCUCAGCCAACAUCCCGCUGGAGAGCGCUGGUGCUGGGGCUAGCCGAAUCGCUGCCAUGGACGAGCCAUAUGCCGACGAGCCGUAUCCCGACGAGUCGUAUGCCGACGAGCCGUAUGCCGACGAGCCGUAUGCCGACGAACAGCAUCCGGGCGGUGUUCCUGGCGCCGCUCGGCCGCUCUCGACCAAGCUCAGAGAAAACAACUACAAUGUCCAGCAUUCGCUCCACAGCGUCAUCCGCCUGAGGCCCGAGGAAUACACCCGAACGUACCUCCCGCCUCGCGAGCGAGCACCGAUCGAGGAGGACAGCAACGACUCGUCUGUUUGGGACCCGUCCGUGGACACCACCAAGAAGACGAAAAAGUACGCAACCACCUAUCCGCGCAGCGGCGAGCUCAAGAUCACCAGCCUCUCGGUCGAGGCUGUCCGGCAAGCAUUCGAUCGUCGCCUCCGCAGAAGGUUUAAGCAACUCCUCCGAUCCGUCGAGCUCGCACCGCCAAUCCAGGCGUAUGAGCGCUGGGUCUUCAGCGCCUGGAGCAAGUCGACCAAGAACCAGCGAAAGGAUCCCAUCAUGCCCUUCAACAUCGUCGUCGAGGAGGGGCUUGUGUCGGAUCUCGUCCGCGCUGGCAUCAAAGAAGCCGUGGCCAAGAAGAUUGUCCGUGAGUUGGGAAGGGAAUCGACCCGGCUUGUCGAGAAUCUCCUGCGAUUGCAGAAGCAGGCCGAUCUCGAACCUGAGGCAGCAGAUCCGGCGGCUUACGAGCAAGCAAAGCCAGCAGAGUCUUCUCGGCCGACCAGUGCAUCGAAAGUGAAGCGCACCGAGUCCAGUAAACGGUCAGCGAAGGCCGUUGAUAGUAGCAAUAGCGACCGCGCCGAUCGGCACAGCCAGAACGACGGAUCGGGCGCCGAGAGCGAUGGCGAAGACGAGGAUCCCGACCACGUUGUGCUCCAGCGCAAGUCCGUCGUGAUCGCUCGGCAUCACAACAGCAUCGAUGUCACCUACGGCGCAAGGUCCUUUUGCAAGCUGACCCCGGCCCACCACGACAAACUCUUGGAGCUGUUCAAGCGCUACUCUGGCCAGCCCGAGGAAAUGUUCCCGCAAGCACUGAUGGCGCUGCUGAUGCGGUACAAGUCGCUGCUUGGACAUGGCUUUCAAGCAGCAAUGCCGACCGCGGCCAUGAAGGUUCUCCAGCGCGAGUUUGGCGUCGAGUUCGAGUGCUUUGCCUCGCCGCUCAACACUCGCUGGGGGCGCUAUUGCUCGGCCUUUAUCGACACGGAUGGCCCCUUUGGCUCGCUUGGGGACUUUUUCUCGUUCAAGCCGUUCGAGGGCAGCUAUGAGGUCAAUCCUCCGUUCAUCCGCCCAGUCAUGGAAAAGAUGGUGACCCACAUCGAGUCGCUCAUGGAGGCUGCAGAGGCCGCGAAGAAAGCGCUCUCGUUUGUUGUUGUGCUUCCGGGGUGGGAGGAAUGCUCGUCGUGGUCAGCCAUGAAGACGUCGAAAUGGCAGCGGGACGUGCUGCUCCUGCGUGGCGGCGAUCACGGAUUCUUUGAUGGUGCUCAACACCAACGGCUCGACAAGUACCGUCCCUCCCCUUAUCCUACGGGCAUUUUUUUCCUCCAAACGAGCGCCGCCCAAGUAACGUGGCCGGUUACGAAGCUCAAGCUUGCCAAGCUUCAGUAUGCCAUGCAGUGUGCGCUGCCUUCGGCCUCAGAGUCGACUCGGCGAUUCAGGACGGGCCGAGGAUUCGGCCAUCUUGAUGGCGGAGGCGGAGUGUACAAGGGAAAGACGAAAAACAAGCGCAAACGCGAUGAUGCCGGUGACGACAACUACGCCGAUGGCGACAAUUACACCGAUGGCGACAACUACACUGAAGGCGAGACGAUUCACAGCGCAUCCUAAACGGACCAGGACAGCCAUAGAGUCCUUUUCUCUUGAUCAUGAAUACACACCCAUCCAUCGCCCGUCAUCACCAAACA
Polychytrium aggregatum is the source of this 1984-nucleotide messenger RNA. Its product is annotated as phosphorylated CTD interacting factor 1 WW domain-containing protein. The record is from RefSeq and is a predicted model, not a curated record. NCBI's taxonomy places the organism in Eukaryota, Fungi, Chytridiomycota, Chytridiomycetes, Polychytriales. The transcript has 4 exons. Bases 72 to 1907 code for a protein of 611 amino acids. Gene Ontology annotation, molecular function: mRNA (2'-O-methyladenosine-N6-)-methyltransferase activity; RNA polymerase II C-terminal domain binding.